GGCGCGCGGAGUGAAGGGCGGCGGCGGUGGCUGUGGCUCGUGCUUGGCCCGGGCUUCGGAUUGCGCUCGGCUUCCUGCACCCCGCGCACCCCGCACCGGCGCUCGGCCCCGCGGAGGAGCGGCCAUGCCGCCGCGGCGCAGCAUCGUGGAGGUGAAGGUGCUGGACGUGCAGAAGCGGCGGGUGCCCAACAAGCAUUAUGUCUACAUCAUCCGGGUCACGUGGUCCAGUGGCUCCACUGAGGCCAUCUAUCGGCGCUACAGCAAAUUCUUUGACCUCCAGAUGCAGAUGUUGGACAAAUUUCCCAUGGAAGGAGGUCAGAAGGACCCCAAACAGCGGAUCAUUCCCUUUCUGCCAGGCAAAAUUCUCUUCCGACGAAGCCACAUCCGCGACGUGGCUGUCAAACGCCUGAUACCAAUUGAUGAAUACUGUAAGGCCUUGAUCCAGCUGCCCCCCUAUAUCUCUCAGUGUGAUGAGGUGCUGCAGUUCUUUGAGACAAGACCCGAGGACCUGAAUCCGCCCAAAGAGGAGCAUGUUGGGAAAAAGAAAUCUGGGAGUGACCUGACCUCGGUGGACCCCAUGGUCCUGGAGCAGUAUGUGGUGGUGGCAGACUACCAGAAGCAGGAGAGCUCAGAGAUCAGCCUUAGUGUGGGGCAGGUGGUGGACAUCAUCGAGAAGAACGAGUCAGGUUGGUGGUUCGUCAGCACUGCUGAAGAGCAAGGCUGGGUCCCUGCGACCUGCCUCGAAGGACAGGAUGGUGUGCAGGAUGAAUUUUCCCUCCAGCCUGAGGAAGUCUCAUGGAGGUACUGGUCUUUGCCCCGGCCCGUGGGCCGCCGCCGGACCCUGGGGGACUUGUAUGCCAUCAGCUGGCGUCAAGAGGAGAAGUACAUGGUCAUCUACCCAUACACAGCUCGUGACCAGGAUGAAAUGAACCUAGAGAGAGGGGCCGUGGUGGAGGUCAUCCAGAAAAACCUGGAAGGCUGGUGGAAGAUCAGGUACCAGGGCAAAGAGGGCUGGGCCCCAGCCUCGUACCUGAAGAAGAGCAGUGGGGAGCCCUUACCCCCGAAGUUGGGCCCUGGCUCAUCCGCGCACGCGGGCGUCCUCGACCUGGAUGGCGUUUCCCGGCAGCAAAACUCGGUGGGCAGGGAGAAGGAGCUACUCAACAACCAGAGGGACAGCCGGUUCGAGGGUCGCCCACCGCCUGACGGGGACGUCAAGCAGAGAUCACCCAAGAUGAGGCAGAGACCCCCUCCUCGCCGGGAUAUGACCAUACCUCGAGGUCUCAACCUGCCCAAGCCUCCCAUCCCACCCCAAGUGGAGGAAGAGUAUUACACCAUUGCCGAAUUCCAGACAACCAUCCCUGAUGGCAUCAGCUUCCAGGCGGGCCUGAAGGUCGAGGUCAUCGAGAAGAACUUGAGUGGUUGGUGGUACAUUCAGAUUGAGGAUAAGGAAGGAUGGGCCCCAGCAACUUUCAUUGACAAGUAUAAGAAGACCAGCAAUGCCUCGAGACCCAACUUUCUGGCUCCUUUGCCCAACGAGGUGGCCCAGCUCCGGCUGGGGGAUGCAGCAGUGAUGGAGAACAACACGGGCAGUGAAGCCAUUGGCCCCUCUCGGCCCCUGCCGGAUGCGCCGCAUGGUCCUGUGGACUCCGGGAUGCCGUGGUCCAAAGACUGGAAGGGCGGUAAGGAGGGCCUGAGGAAGGCGUCUUUAGACAUGUCGUCAUGCGCGGGCUACGAGGAGAUCUCAGACCCUGAUCUGGAGGAGAAGCCCAGCCUCCCUCCCCGGAAAGAAUCCAUCAUCAAGUCGGAAGGGGAGCUGCAGGAGAGGGGGCGGCAGAGGACGGAGCAGCUCCGGGGCUCCUCACCCAAGCCUCCUGGCAUGAUUUUGCCGAUGAUUCCAGCUAAACACAACCCCCCAGCCCGGGAUGGCAGGAGGCCAGAGCCCAAACCUGACAAAAGCAAGUUGUUCCAACUGAGAAAUGAGAUGGGGCUGGAGUGUGGCCACAAAGUAUUGGCCAAGGAAGUAAAGAAGCCCAACCUCCGGCCCAUCUCCAAAUCCAAAGCCGACCCACUGGAGGAGAAGCCAGACGCCACCCCCCAGAAUCCCUUCUUGAAGUCCAAACCUCAGGUCAGGCCAAAACCAGCUCCUUCCCCCAGGACAGAGCCACCUCAGGGUGAAGACCCAGUGGACAUCUGCAACCUCAGGAGCAAGCUCAGGCCUGCCAAGUCCCAAGAGAAGCCCUUGCUGGAUGGAGAGAGCAGCCACCAGGCUGUUGGAGGCCAAGAUGUGGCCUUCAGCCGCAGCUUCCUCCCAGGGGAGGGGCCUGGCCGCGCCCAGGACAGGACGGGCAAACAGGAUGGGCUCGGCCCCAAGGAGAUGGCCUGCAGAGCCCCUCCAAAGCCAGCCAAGGCGGCAGAGCCUGUGCCUAAGAGUGUGCCCCCGCUUCUCCAAGAGGCUGCCCAGCAGAGACCUAUGGUCCCGCCCCGGAGACCACCCCCCCCCAAGAAAACCUCAUCAUCAUCCAGGCCCCUCCCAGAGGUCAGAGGGCCCCUCCCAGAGGUCAGAGGGUCCCUCCCAGAGGCCAGAGGGCUGCAGCGGGAGGCCAGUGAAGGCAAGGCAUCUCCUGCCCCUGGCCGGGCCCUGCUCGUCCCUCCAAAAGCCAAACCUUUUCUCUCCAACUCCUCGGGGGGCCAAGACGACAUUCGAGGCAAAGGCGGGCUGGGGCCACGGAUGGUGGGCAAGAUUGGAGAAAACAGGGAGAAAGUGGCUGCAGCCCCCUUCCUCAGUGCUGACAGCCCAAAGGACUUGUAUGUGGCCGUGGCCAACUUUGAAGGAGAUGAAGAUACCAGCAGUUUCCAGGAGGGGACAGUGUUCGAGGUCCGCGAAAAGAACAGCAGCGGCUGGUGGUUCUGCCAGGUCCUCAGUGGGGCCCCCUCCUGGGAAGGAUGGAUUCCUUCCAACUAUCUCAGAAAGAAGCCCUAGCCUCCUCCCUCCCUGGCUGGAGGUCCGGGGUGUCCCUGCUGGCUUUACCCACAUAUUUAAUAUGCCUCUUAAUUUAUCAUUCUCCACGCAACUUCAAAGGCAGGAAGACUGGACAACCGUGGUUUCUUCCCUCUCGUGGGUAGAGUCAGCCCUCCCACACAGCAGCCCCUGGCGGCUCAGUGGCCACGUGCUUGCUUGCUCUCCACUCAGUAUCCCUGCCGUAAGGCCAGUGGCACUGCCACCCAGCUUCCCUGCCCACCCAGCAGCGGGACCAUAACCCGGCAAGGCCUCCAGGACCAGAAGCCGCUAUGUGGAGGAACUGCAGAAAGGGGUUUUUGUGCUGGGACCCAGCGUAGUAAGGGGCAGCCCCCUGGCACCCCAUUCAGUCUGUGACGGCUUGCUCCCACUUCUCCAUGUCUCUAAAAGCCCAGUGACUUUAUUCACUUAGUUUCCAAAAUGGCUGGUACCAGAAGGGACUUCAUACUGUAGAAGUGGGCUCCACCCCAAUCCCAGGGGGUGCCCUCUUUCUGAAUUUGUGUGGAGGGUUUUCUCCUUCCUUCUGGUAUGGAAUUAUGAAGCUGUGUAGGAUAUCAUUUAUUCCCAACUCUUCAAUUUCAGUCACUUGAUGUCAUUAAAUAGUAGACCUGUGUGACAUCCUCUGGCAUGGUGAGACAGGCCCAUGAGCCUCUCAGGUUCGACCAGAUGCAGCUGCCCCAGGAGUGGGCCUGGAGGUCCACUUGGUCAUCCUGCCUCCCGUCUUCUGUCUUGGGAGCCUGGUUGGUCCUACAGGGAUGGUUCUAGCCCAGAGCAUGCUUCACUUCCUGCCACAGGCUCCGGUCCAUCCCAGGGCUUUAAAAUAAGAAUCCCUGCCCUGCCUUGGGCAUUUCACUUCUGUCUACUUAGAGCAAGAGUUUCAUUAACCCCUGUUUGAAAAGGGGGACCGUUCACAAGCUACGCCCCUUGCUAGGUAGCUAGUAGGUGCCAAACUCUGUACGUGGUACUUCACAUUCAUGUUUAACCCUCACGACAACCCUCUCCUGUAAUAUUGUACCUAUUUUAUAGAUGUGGAAACUGGAGCUUGAGGUGUCCAAGGCACACUAGCUAGGAAGAGGAGGAAAAGGGUUAGAAUCCAGGCCGGCCUGACUUCCAAGCCUGUGUGUGCCCUUCGCCCUGUAAGAGGCAAACCAGCUGGGGGCAGAGGGCAAGCUAGUUGGGUGCCAGAGCCCUGUUUUUUGCUCCUAUGCUGGUGUGCCCCCUGAGGACACAGCUUACGGAGCAAAGAGAGGUGAGUUGGUCUUACAUGGCAGCCGUGAAAGGCCCUGGUGGCUCAAGGACCAGCAGCUGUAUCUCCUCCAAACUGAGUGUAGCAAAAGCAGUAGCCCUUUCAGGAGACAUACCCAGGGCCAGGCAAACAGCUCCUGCUGCUCUCUGCGGCUGUUUCCUGCUCCUCUCUGGCCUUUGUAGUUUUCUUUUUGCCCCUGCAUUCUCCGUCUGGUAUCUUACUGGGAGGAGCCCAGGGCAGCCCUCCCACCCAUUUUGGUGCUGUGGUCCACUGACAGGUGUGUUCACGUAGUGUCAUGGCCACAUAGCAAAACUAGAACCCGGACCCAGGGCUUCUGGCUCCCAGCCCAGAGCUCUUGCCUGUGGACCAGGCUGCUUGGGGGUGAGAGGGCAGCACCCCUCCCCACCCCACCCUACCCUACAGGACAAGGGGAAGUGGCCCUGGCCUGCCUGCCCCAGGGCCUCCGAUUCAGUGUUCACUGGCUACAAUGCUUUUGGAACCACAAGACCAACUUUCCUGGGGAUGCUCGCUGCCCACCUGCGGGGCCGACGGUCCGUGUGCAUACAGCGCUCUUCUGUUCUCCCCUCCCCCGCCCCCGCCCCAUGGGCUCUGGAUGUUUCUGCAGAAGGAGCUUCCUGAGACCCACAGUAGCUUCUUAUUCCUUCCUUUGGUCAAUCUGUAAGCCCCAUCCCCGAGAAUCUUGGGGCAGCGCCCACUUCUCCUUGGCCCUGUGCCCAGAACCUGGGGGGAAAGAAGGGAGGCUGGGAGAGGGCCACCCACCUCUUAACGGUCCCCUCACUUGGGAGGAGGCCCCAUAGCAUGUUUUCCUGUUUUUGAUUCACUUUGGUUUAAACCGCUUUGGUGAAGCUGUUAUGCAGGAUUUGACUACAUUUCAAAAGACAAAGCUCUAAAUAUUUUUUUUUCUGAUUCACUUUCCGCUUUCAUUGCUCUUUUCAAGUAUUUUGUGAACGCCUCCCGUGUGCUGGGCGCUGGGUAGGCCAGGCAGCGUGAGGCGCCCUGCCUGCCUGUGAUUUUUGUUUGCUGAUUCCACUGAAGGGGUUUGGCUUUGACUCCAUUCCCUCCUCCCAGGGAUCAGCUGAGUGGAAUGAGCUAGUUCUGCCUUCCUCUGGGCAAAACAUUUUCCUGCAAAUGAAAGGAUUUGCCUUUUUGUAUUAUUUUAUUAUUCUGAUGGGACUGAAGCCACAUUCUUUGUUCACCAUGCCUCCUUCUCUCCAGCUCCUUUUGCCACAGUAGCAGGCCCUUCCCCAGGCACCUGGAAGUGGGGGGGUCUUGAUGGCAGUGGCUCUUCCUAGGUGUCCCUGCCUGGGGACCUAGGGUUACAUCAUCCACGCCUGUGGCCACUAUUCUGUGAGCAAUUGACGAAGUAUAUGCAAAAUUCCCCUGGAAUUACAGCUGUGGAAAAUGGCCUAGGCCAUAGGAAUAACCCCAACCCCAAGCUCUGGCAGGUCCCCGGGGCUUGAACACGCUCCCUCCUUUAACUUGGUCCUCACGACAACCCCAUGAGGUGCAUGGGAUCAACCCCAAUCUCUACUGAGAAAAUCGAGGUUCAGGGGCUGAGGUCCCAUGCCCAGCUUUAUCCAAACAGGGACUCAGACCCAGGGUUUUUUCCUCCCCAAGGCCCUGCCAUCAGCAGUGAAAUGUCCUUGGGGCUUCCAGGGAAGCAGGCAGGUGGCCCUCCCCCUGAAUUUGGAUCUCUCCUCCCCUACCCCACGAUACACAUGUCAGUAGGUCACAGGCAAAUGCCAGUCUAAAGGGCCAGCAAAGGUGAGGGUUUCUUCUUUCCUCACCCUUGCUUCUUUCCUUGUGAUGACUUUUAUUUUACAUUUGGUGGUAUCAUCACCUCUUUGGAAAACCUGAAUUUUAGGGUCACCACUUGAUCAAAUAGGCCUUUGCUCAGAUUUUGCCCUCAAAACUUCUUUGCCAUUUGGUGUGUGUGUGUCCUUUUCCCAGGGACGAGACCAGGGGAGAGCUGGGCUCCAGCUCAAACCACUUUUAAUGCCAGCCCUAGAAAGGAAUUGCUAGAGCCCAAAUCAGGCUUCAGUAAGCCUCUUCCACAGGCCUCUCCAUGUAAUCAAUUUUUUAGGUAGAGUUCUAGGCCUUAAAACAUCUCUGAGCCCACCGGGGAUUUCAUUGCCAGGUGGACAGAGGGAAACAAACUUGCCACAUUAAAGGCAGGUGCUGCAUCCCCCCAAGGUUUAGAAGGACCUUCAGCUCAGGGAUGGACAGUCUAGUAUUUACUCAGCCUGUACCAAGUACCCAGAACUGAGUGGGAGAAAGAAGGAAUUGCUCCUACUCUCAAAUAGCGGGCAGCUCGACCUCAUCAAGAACGAGAAUGUCCGUGGUUUGGCUCCCAUCCUCUCAUUGUGCUGAGUCUCUAAGUGUUGGGUGAGGCUGCUCCCUGGGAGGUCUCGCCCUUCUCUUUGCAUGGUGACAGUGGGCAUCUGACAGCCUUAGCCACGCAUGGCAGUCUUGUCCGCCCUCCUUAGUUGUCCAGGCCCAUCCUUCAGGGCUUUUGCUGCAAACAGCCAUACCAUGCCAUAGACCAAAGAUUACCUAGUGUCACACUGGCCUGAAUGAGUGCUAACGGGCUCACAUUGAAGCCUCAGCGUGCGGGUGCCCACCCUUAGCCUGGAGGAAUGGCUCUAAACUUGGCUAUGGUUCUGACGGGGCUGUAGGGUUAAAAUCAGGAGGCUCCUCCGUCCUCACGCACUCGUGGACCACCUGCUCAGGACCCUUCCAACCACCCAGCUCCCUGGGGUAAUGUCUGGUUUCUGGUGCUACCCUGCCAAGUUACUGAGCUCUUCCCUCAUGGACUUCAACAUCCCACCUUUCUGCUUCUCUCCUUUACUCCAAGGGAAGGAAGCCUCCCUAGUUCCAGUCAAGGACAAGGGGCAUCAAUGUCUUUCUUGGAGAAGCCAAACCCAGUGCCAUAGCCAGUAGCUUUCACCUUCUCACCUUCAGGUCUUCUGUAAACACAAAAGCAGGUGCCCCAUGGCUUGUUACAGCAGUAAGCAAUUCCGAGACAACGGAGGUGUCCACAUUUCACCCCCGUGUGUGCCUGUCUAUGCUUCUGUGCCCUGUCAUAGUUACUAGCACCCAUUUUGCUCUUACAGGGGUGCUGAGAAACUGGUCACCUUAGCUACAACCCACAUGUCCUGCUUCAGGGAGCCACCAAGGAAAUUGGCCAUUUCUUGCAUCCCUCCAGGAACAGUGGGCUCGGGCAGCAUUGCCCCGCCACCUCGUGUCUGCUCAUAAGAUGACGCGGGCCAUCUCUGGAAGCUCGGCACUCCUUACACCCUCUCGGCAAACGGACACAUUCUGGUAGUGUUUUUUGUUUCCUUUUAACAAAAAAAUACAUGAGGAUAUAUUAUGUGAGGGGGGUGAUGAACAAUUAGCUGUAGCAUGUAUAGACCACAUACUUACCAU
Rhinolophus ferrumequinum (greater horseshoe bat) is the source of this 7709-nucleotide messenger RNA. It is a transcript of the gene SH3PXD2B, whose product is annotated as SH3 and PX domains 2B. Gene Ontology annotation, molecular function: protein binding; phosphatidylinositol binding; superoxide-generating NADPH oxidase activator activity. Gene Ontology annotation, biological process: superoxide anion generation. The record is from RefSeq and is a predicted model, not a curated record. NCBI's taxonomy places the organism in Eukaryota, Metazoa, Chordata, Mammalia, Chiroptera, Rhinolophidae. The transcript is spliced from 14 exons. The coding region runs from base 125 to 2980 and encodes 951 amino acids.